This is a messenger RNA of Durusdinium trenchii, 1234 nucleotides long. NCBI's taxonomy places the organism in Eukaryota, Dinophyceae, Suessiales, Symbiodiniaceae. The record is from the annotation of a GenBank genome assembly.
CAGGCCUUUCAGCGGUCUUCGCAUCGGCAAUCCGACGUGGUGCUCCUGCGCGUGCCCGACGACAGCGAACGCUCGGCGGCGACGUCGUUAGAAGACCUGAAUCGCUCCGUGACCUCUCUGGCGUUGCUCAACAUGCGGUACCUCCAGGAGCAAAACGCCAUCUUCUCCGUGGCCGUGACGACCACGGCCAUCAUCCUAAUUUUAGUGGGCAUCUAUGUCUUCACCCGCGAGAUCAGCGUGCUCUCCUCGGGUCUCUUGCGACCGCUACGGCUGCUGGCGGAUGACAUGCAGAGUGUCACCCAGAUGCAACUGGCUGGGCUUCAAAGCAACAAAGCCGUCAUGGAGUUUGAUCGGAAUGUGGCGGAGAUUCGACUCAUCGAGGGGAUCUUUGAGAAAACGAAGACGGCCAUCCGUUCCUGGGGCAAAUACGUGCCGUGGCCUGUGGUGCAGAUCUUGUUGGCGGCAGGCAUCGACUCUGCUUUGAAGCUGGCGACCACCGACGUCACGAUGUUCUUCUCCGACAUUGCUUCCUUCACGACGAUCGUGGAGAAGCUCCCUCCGGAGCGCUCGCUGGUGCUCCUGAGCCGAUACUUCAACGACAUGUCGCAGGUGAUCGACAAUCAUGGAGGCAUUGUCAUUGAGUUCAUCGGUGAUGCGAUUCUCUCGGUCUUCGGGGCGCCGCUGCGCAACCCGAUGCACGCAGACGCGUGUGUGCGUGCGACCUUGAAGAUGCUGAAGGCGCUGGACCGCAUCAACGCCUGGUCCAAGCAUCGCUCGCUCCCACAGGUGAACAUCCGCUGUGGCGUUCACACCGGAGAGGUCUUGGUGGGCAACAUGGGUUUCCAUUCGCGCAUCAAGUACGGCACCAUGGGGGAGAACGCCAACGUGCCCAGCAAGCUCGAGGAAUUUAACAAGACGUACAGCACCUUCAACCUCAUCUCCGAGGACACAUAUCUCAGCUUGCCACCGGAGACCUUCAUCGUGAGGCCCAUCGAUUGCAUCUACCUCAGGAAUAGCGACCCAGAGCCCACCACGGUGUACAACGUCUUGGGCUUUAACGAGAGCGCCGAGAAGAUGGGCAAGACCGAGAGGCCAGCGAUCUGUUCCAGAAGUAUGUCAGAAUGUCGAAGAAGAUGGGCCCCCAGGACUCGGCAGCCCAGCUGAUGCAGAAGCGUUGCAAGUUCUACCUGGAGAAUCCGCCUUCGCGGGAAUGGGACGGUGUCUGGGAUCAGGC